This is a messenger RNA of Phycodurus eques (leafy seadragon), 2856 nucleotides long. RefSeq names its product gastrula zinc finger protein XlCGF57.1-like. Lineage: Eukaryota; Metazoa; Chordata; Actinopteri; Syngnathiformes; Syngnathidae. The transcript is spliced from 2 exons. Gene Ontology annotation, biological process: regulation of transcription by RNA polymerase II. Gene Ontology annotation, molecular function: RNA polymerase II cis-regulatory region sequence-specific DNA binding; DNA-binding transcription factor activity. Bases 265 to 1926 code for a protein of 553 amino acids. The record is from RefSeq and is a predicted model, not a curated record.
CCCUGUACCGGUGCACAUUCUUCUUUCUGAAUUCAUAUUGAACGCACCCAAGCGUCGACGCAAGGGCGUCCAUUUCUUUUCAUCUACUUUUCCGGACAUAAACGCCGUUUAUUAAAUGUCUGUGUCCGGAUAAACUCGUCACGGUGCUCGUUGAGGCUUCUCGAGCUAGCUUAGCUUCGCUCGCUAGCCGCUAACGGUGGGGGUACACGUGCUAGUUAGCAUUAGCCGAGCUCAAGUGCAAAGUGUUGGCAUCGCCGCGCGAAAAUGUGCGCGAGAACGACCGCAAGGGACGCGGAGAAACUUUGCGGAAUAAAAGAGGAGAAGAAGCGACGACGCCAACUGCUGGACGCGGUUUGCAAGCAGCCUCGACUUGUGCUACGCAAAGCAGAUGUCAGCGAGUAUCUUCGUCCUGAGCAGCAGGAACCAGAGUUCCCCCGCCUCAAAGAAGAGGAGGGGCCCCAGCCUCUUCACAUUAAACACGAGGCGCUGGAGCCCACUCAUAUUAACGAAGGAGGGGUGCCACACAUUAAAGACGAAGAGCAGGAGCACGAAAUCAAGUUUCCACCGACUGCCGUUGUGAAGAGUGAAGAUGAUGAUGGGGAGCACCGUGGCGGCACACAAGCGCACGGCCGCUCAGCUCCACUGUCAGAUCCUGAUGACACAACAUCGCACUCUUCUGACUAUGAUGAUGAUGAUGAUGAGCAACACUCCAAAGGUGAUAAGAAAUGUCACACUCGCAAAAAAUGUCUUAAAUGUUCUUACUGUGACAGAACCUUUUACAACAAGUCAUCGUUGAAAACGCACACGAGGUCACACACUGGAGAAAAACCUUUCGCCUGUUCCGUUUGCGGUGCGAGGUUCUCUUUGAAUGCAAAUUUGACAAGACACACAAAAAUACACACUGGUGAUAAACCAUUCGCUUGCUCAAUUUGCGGCAGACGAUUCGCUGAGAAGAGCACUUUAACAGUACACACGAGAAGACAUGAUGGACAGAAACCUUUUACCUGCUCAGUUUGUGGUAAAAGUUUUACUGAGAAUGGAGAAUUAAGAAUCCACACAAGAACACACACUGGAGAAAAACCUUUUUCCUGCUCAGUGUGUGGUAAAAGGUUCCCUUUCAAGAACACUUUAAGAAUGCACACAAGAAAGCACACAGGAGAAAAGCCUUAUGCCUGCUCCGUUUGUGGGAAAAGAUUCCCAACAAAGUCACAUUUAACGAGACACGCAAAAACACACACCGGAGAUAAACCAUUUGCCUGCUCAGUUUGUAAUCAAAGAUUCUCUAUAAAAGACAAUUUAAGAAGGCACACACGAAGACAUAAUGGAGAGAAACCUUAUACCUGCUCCGUUUGUGGUAAAAAAUUCACUCAGAAUAGUUUAAGAACGCACUUAAGAACACACACGGGAGAAAAACCACAUGCCUGCUCAGUGUGCGGCAAAAGCUUUGCUUCAAAGCGACAUUUAACGAGACACACAAGCUCACACACUGGAGAAAAACCUUUUGCAUGCUCAAUAUGUGGAAGACGAUUCAGUCAGAAGGAUGAAUUAAAAGGACACACAAGGAGACACUCGAGUGAGAGACCGUUUGCCUGCUCAGUUUGUGGUAAAACCUUCACUGUGAAGAGAGAUUUAAGAAUACACACAGGAAUACACAAAGGCGAGAAACCUUUUGCUUGCUCAGUAUGCGGGAAAACAUUUUGCAGAAAGUCCUAUUUAAAAAUGCACACAAGAACACACACUGGCGAAAAGCCUUUCGCCUGCUCAGUUUGUAGUAAAAGAUUCUCGACAAAGGCACAUUUAAAAAGACACGCAGAAACACACAGGGGGAAGAAAACAUUCACCUGCCGGGUGUGUGAUAAAACAUUCGCUCGUAAGGGGCAUCUUAUGAGACACAAGUGUGCUGGUGAGAAGAGCAGCAGUCAAUAAAGGGAAGGGGAUCGUUAACUCAAAUCAAUAUAUGGAGGAAUUUUUCGAUCGUAGACUGUUGACUAAACUUUUGGAGGACUUCCAAAAGAGAGUUGUUGACAGAGAGAGAAAGUUGCUGGUCAUAUCUCAGAAGGAGUUCAUGUGAAAACGCUACGAAGCUUGGGGGGGAAAAAAUGUGACAAGGUGAGUUAGUCGAGGUAAAAAAAAACAAAAAAACAAUUUAAAUAAAUAGUCGCCGUAAAAGGGGUGAUCCACGGUAUUUUGGUAGAUGUGAGUUUGUAACAACAUACGGAUUUUAAGGAGAUUGUUAAAAAAAAAAAAAAAAAGAUUGCACGUCUAUUCAUUGAGUUUGAAGAAAUAAUAGUACAUGUAUGUUAAUGUAAAAGAACAUACGUACAUUGUUGCAUAAAGUGUUACAAAAUAUCUCGAUAUCAAAGGAGUCACCUGGGAACAAAUACAAAAUGAACAGCGCAACUGGGAAAAUAUAUGAAAAAGAAUUACAAUCUGCGAGCAACUUCAUAUUGUGUCUGUGUUUGUGCGUUUUCGUGUACGGGGGUGAAGUUGCGUGACGAGGUAAAACAGCACAAAUAUUCGCCGAGUCCAAAAACUACGCAAAGAAUCUGUCUUAGACGGUAGGGAGGGGAAGAAAAUGUGUUUUUGGGGUAUGGCUGUGUAUUUUUUAUUUUUUUUGUAUCAACAGAUCAUAAGUUAUUGUCCUUUGUUUUAUGGAACAAACAAAUGGGGGAGACGUGUUAUGUGUGUGACAAAUGACUGUCAAUAGAGGAAUAACUUAGAAAGCAAUCGAAGGAGCUGUAACAUGGGGGGAGGAUUAUAUAGGGCAAGUUUGACAUCUUCCUGCUCCUUCUGCUGCUUUUUUUUCCUUCCCUUUUUUGUAUUUGGUCUUCGAAAUAAACUGCUUCGUUCAUUUAU